Messenger RNA from Panicum hallii, 492 nucleotides. RefSeq names its product predicted GPI-anchored protein 23. The record is from RefSeq and is a predicted model, not a curated record. The transcript has a single exon. Bases 1 to 492 code for a protein of 163 amino acids. Lineage: Eukaryota; Viridiplantae; Streptophyta; Magnoliopsida; Poales; Poaceae.
AUGAGCCGGGGAAGAGGGAUCUCCGCCGUGCUUGGGAGGAGGCGCCUUCCCAGCACCACCUCCGGUUCCACCUCCUCUGCCGGUGGGGAGGCGCUGCUGGCAACUUUGGCGACCCCUGGUGCCACCCCCUCCGCCUCUUCCGCUACCUCCAGUGCCGCCACCUCUGCUGCCUCCGGCGCUGCAGCCUCCGCCGUGGCAGCGGCCCCCUCAGCCGCUGGCUCGGCUGGUGAGGGCCCGGCCUCGUCGUCUGAAGCUGCGGCCGCUGCCUCCAUAGCAGCAGCGGCUUUGGUGGACUCCUCCUGGGGGGCAGCUUCGGGUCGUGGCGGGGUGGAGGCAUCCGGCACCGGGCCCAUGGGUCCGGUGGCUUCUGGAGCUGCUUCGGGCGGGGGUCCUGCUAGGGACGGCGUCGAGGGUCCCGACGCUGGCUGGGGGCCGGAUCCCCCAGUUGGUACGUCUGAAGAUUGUGGCCUGCCGUAUCACCUGUAUGGUUAA